Messenger RNA from Schistosoma turkestanicum, 881 nucleotides. Lineage: Eukaryota; Metazoa; Platyhelminthes; Trematoda; Strigeidida; Schistosomatidae. The record is from the annotation of a GenBank genome assembly.
GAAAAAUGCCUACUGGAGAUAAACAACCAGAAAAGCAUAAAAAAGAGUCUAUUAUUGAUUUAAACAAAUAUAUCGAUAAAAGAAUCCGUGUCAAAUUUUCAGGUGGACGGGAGGCUGUGGGUAUUUUAAAAGGAUGUGAUAAUUUACAGAAUAUGGUGAUUGAUUGUACUACUGAAUUCCUUCGUGAUCCAGAUGAUCCACAUCGUUUGACUGAAGAUACAAGAGAACUUGGCCUUGUAGUUUGUAGCAGCUCACCUGUUGUGAAAAUUUUGUCCUAUCUAAACAUUCUCAAGUCACUGAUCGGUCGAAAUUUGUGUGCUACCACCGAAUGCUACUAUCUAAAUCAAUCAUUCAGACUAGCCUCCCCCAACGUUCGCACACUAAUGUUGGCAUGUGUUUAUCCGGGGGCUCUUUAAGAUCUAUGUCCUGUUUUCCUGGCAUUUCCCUCCGAACUCUUUUUAAGGAUGGUGGCAACCUUCUGGUUAUGGGAGUUACUGAGUUGCUUACAACCUUUUUUUAAUUAGUGCUCUAGCAUCGUGAAGUGAGUGAAUGUUUGUUCCCAUUUUGAAAAAUGGUACACAUCAUCUACGUUGCAACUACCGGGGGAUGAGUCUACUUUCGAUUGCGUCCAAAUUAUUGGAUCCCGUCAUACUUCGAAACUGUUUAAAACCAGGGGUCCAUCUGUGGAACUUGUCUGUCCUGCAGAUGGAAUGGAGUCUAUACCCAAUCCAUUUAUUCAACAAGAAUGAUUCGUGAAAAGUUACCUAUUUUCUAUGAUAUAUAAAAAUUUGUAAAAUAUUAGCGCCUUCUGUCCUAUUGUGAAUACGUGUCACCUUAGCGCGUGUAUGCUAUUAAUAAAUAAUUUGUAUUAUAUUAGAAAA